Messenger RNA from Xiphophorus hellerii (green swordtail), 2061 nucleotides. It is a transcript of the gene ccdc59, whose product is annotated as coiled-coil domain containing 59. NCBI's taxonomy places the organism in Eukaryota, Metazoa, Chordata, Actinopteri, Cyprinodontiformes, Poeciliidae. Gene Ontology annotation, cellular component: nucleus. The transcript is spliced from 4 exons. The record is from RefSeq and is a predicted model, not a curated record. Bases 403 to 1155 code for a protein of 250 amino acids.
UUGAAAAGCGAUUUAAAGAGAACCUCAAAAGCAUGUGCACUGUUUCCUUCUCAUGACGACGUAAACCAAGUCGUUAGUAGUCAAAAACAGUAGUCGAUGACUCAAGGCUCUUUCUUCAUGCUUUUGGUUUUAAUAUUUUCCUGAUAUAAAAGCUUACAUUUUAUGGGUCAGUACAACGUAGAAAAUAUUUCAUUGUUAACAUUUAAAUGCCAAUUAUCUCGUAAUUAACAACAGUGGUCAUUCUGAAGAAUGUCAUCUAUCCGUAAUCGAUUAGUCCUGCCUGGCUGAACUACGUCACCACGCAGCGUCAGCAGGAAAACAGCAUGCGGCCUGAGAAUAACUAGCUAAGGUAGCAUGAGAGAUUUAUAAACGUUCGGUUUUUCGUGAUAAUUACAUUUUCAAAUGGCGCCGACGAACCAGAAAAGAAAAAACGACAAACCUCAAAUUAAAGAUGGCAAUUUUAGGGAAGAAAGAAAAGCGUCAGGUGGGGUAAACAAGAAAAAGAAGUGGAUCCCACACAACAAAAUGUUUGAAGGCAGCGUUAAAGAAGGUCAAGGGUUUGCUUUUAAGAAAAAGGAGAAAGUCAGACAUGAGUACAACAAACUGCUGAGAAGGGAGCGUAAGAAGAACCCCAAGGCCAAUGUGGUGUACAAGGAGGAGUACCCAGAACACCUCAAGCAUCUGUACCUGGCGGAGGCUGAGCAACUGAGGAAACAGGCUUGGGAAAACAGAGUGAACAGGAGCAAGCUAAGAAUGAAAGGGCAGAUGAAGGAUGGAACUGAAAAUAACGCUGAUGUUCCUGACACAGACUUUGCUGGAGGAUCUGAGCUGAUGGACUCUGCUUCUGGGAACCCUGAGCCAACAACAUCGGAGCAAGAAAGUGUUCCAAUAAGCAACCGCAUGCGAAAGAAAAUGCAGCGGAAGACAUCUUACCAAAAGACGAAGGAGGAAUUUGAGAACGUUCGAGAAAAACGGAGACUAAAGAAAGAGGCAUACCUGAAGAACAAGCAGCAGAAAGAAGAAGCCAUUCAGAGGUACAAGCAGAAAAAAGUUGAGACUUUCCGCCUCCUGAGUCAGAAGACUAAGAAAGGACAGCCGAACUUGAACGUUCAAAUGGAAUAUUUACUUCAGAAGAUCCAAGGAACUGAUAAAUGACUCCUCUGCCUGAACUGAUUUAACUGACUACCGUUUAAAACCUGAAGGAGGGCUGUGAUUUUACUCUGUUUGCCUGGAAUGACAAAUUCUCAGCUGUAACUGAGGAAAACCUCUACAUCUUAUGUUUCAGGUUAUUUUGUAACAUUUGUGUGCAGAAGGACUGUCAAACCACCAGAUGGCAUUGUGGUUUGGAUAUAUGUUUUUUUUUUUUUAAAAGUUUAUUUCUUGUAUAAAAUAAAAGAAAAAGAAAGCACUUUUUUGUUCUUUAAACUAACAAAAAACUCAUUGUUUUUGACCAAUAACACACCAACAAUCAACUCUUCAGUUGACUGUUGGUGUGUGAUUUUACUUUUCCACUGCGAGUUAAAUCAUUAAACAUUCAAGGAAUUGUGAUUUUAAUUUGCUGUCAUCAAACAGAUUAAAUGCUCUUAGCCUACAAAAAUUAGAGUUAAACCUGUGCCUCGCUAAUGUAUGUGCAUGCAGCGGGUGAACCCAGGCUGAAAAGCCUCGGGCUGCUUCCUCAUGACAUCACAUGGUUGCAGAAUGACUUGUUGAGCAGUCCUCUGCAAGACAGGACUUCCUAAAUGCAGAACACGCUCAAUGCUUUGUUGAUAUGAAGAUUAGAGAAAGACUUCUGCGCUAACAAGUCAAGAAAGGUAAGACAUUUUUUGUUGUUUUUUUGGAGUUUGACAGAGUCCCAUCUCGAAGGUGUGAGAAUAAAUAACUGCCCAUGAUUUUGAGAGUUGGAAACAUUAAAUUCCAAGUAAUUUAAGGAAAAUCAUCCGUGUGCAGGGACUCGAUUUAUUUAUUUUUUGGGGGUUGUUUUUGCAUUGUUCCAGUUUUCUGUACAGCUGAACAUCUCUUCAAAAAGCAAAGUUUUUCUUAAAUAAAUCUAAGUGCACGCUU